Messenger RNA from Blumeria graminis f. sp. triticale, 1209 nucleotides. The record is from the annotation of a GenBank genome assembly. NCBI's taxonomy places the organism in Eukaryota, Fungi, Ascomycota, Leotiomycetes, Helotiales, Erysiphaceae.
AUGGGUGAAGAGAAGGAACGUCUUUCUGGCGUUGGCUCGCGUCCUUCGCCAGGUCUCCCGACUGUUAAUCCAAAUGUAGAAAAAUUGCAGUCACAACAAGACCUAAAGUCAAAUGGGAUUCAUCCUGCCGUAUACGUCACCGUUUGGAUAUCUCUUUCAUCUAGCGUUAUUCUAUUUAACAAAUGGAUCCUAUCAACCCUUCAGUUUCAUUACCCAAUUCUUCUCACGGCAUGGCAUCUAGUAUUUGCAACUAUCAUGACUCAAAUAUUAGCCCGAACCACGAAGUUCCUGGAUGGUAGAAAGACUCUUAAGAUGACAGGAAAAGUAUACCUAAGAGCAAUCGUGCCAAUUGGACUCUUUUUCAGUUUGUCACUAAUAUGUGGGAAUUUGACAUAUCUCUACUUGAGUGUCUCAUUUAUCCAAAUGCUCAAAGCGUUUACUCCGGUUGCGGUUCUAGUAGCAGGAUGGGUGCUCGGUAUCGACCCAGUGGAUCUCAAAAAGUUGGGAAAUGUUUCAUUUAUCGUUAUUGGAGUUGCACUAGCAUCUUUCGGAGAAAUUGACUUUGUAAUGAUCGGCUUCUUAUACCAAGUAGGAGGAAUUAUAUUUGAAGCAGUAAGAAUUUGUAUGGUUCAAAGGUUGCUAAAUGGUGCCGAGUUUAAGAUGGAUCCAUUGGUAUCGCUCUAUUACUUCGCGCCAGUCUGCGCAGUCAUGAACCUAACUGUGGCGCUAUUCUGGGAGGUUCCAAAAAUUUCAAUGGCAGAAAUAUACGCCGUCGGGAUCAGUACAUUCUUUGCUAACGCCUGCUGUGCUUUCUUGUUAAACGUUUCUGUCGUAUUUUUGAUUGGGAAAACAUCGGGCCUUGUUCUCACCCUAUGCGGUGUUCUCAAAGAUAUCUUACUCGUGGCAGCUUCAAUGAUCAUUUGGGGCACCCAAAUAUCGGGACUCCAAGCCUUCGGCUACACCAUUGCACUCGGCGGAAUGAUAUACUACAAGCUCGGACAGAAGGAGCUCAAGCCAUUUCUCUCCGAACUUGGAAGAAGAUGGGCUGAAUUCGGCGCAACCAAGCCUAUUCUCCGCAAACUUCUCACCUUUACCUUGUCUAUAGUUGUCUUUUUCUUUAUACUUGGUGGCCUUGCUCCGACAUACGCGCCCGAAUACGACCCAAAAAGUUACCUUGAGGCGGCGAAAAAUUCAUUUGGUAGUGUCUAG